Molecule: messenger RNA, 4393 nt
Organism: Drosophila pseudoobscura
Lineage: Eukaryota; Metazoa; Arthropoda; Insecta; Diptera; Drosophilidae
Gene: Nep3
Product: Neprilysin 3
Exons: 9
Coding region: 461-2830 (789 amino acids)
Biological process (GO): proteolysis
Cellular component (GO): plasma membrane
Molecular function (GO): metalloendopeptidase activity
Source: RefSeq, a predicted model, not a curated record
GUACUUUUUCGGUCUUUUGCUCUGUUGGUGGAUACUCUUUCCCAUCGCAGCGUUGGGAGCGGACUGGUUUCGUGUUUGCGGGUGUUUGUUUGCUUGCUGGUGGCUUGGCUUGUCGAUUCCAGCUCGUCCGAGUGCUGGCUGUAAUCAACAAAAUGCAGCAGAAAAUGGCCACACAUCGAGCCAGUUGCGAGUGAACUCUUGUGCACCGUUCAAAGUGUGACGAAUUCCGACAAAUAAAAGCCGAUAAAUAAGCGGGAAGAGCCAGAAGGAUAGCAGGAUAGCAGGACAGCAGGACAGAAGCAAAAGCGGAGCAAGAAGAGAGCAGGUGGAGGUGGAGGUGGAGCAGCACCAGUGCGAGUACCAGUGGCAGUGGCAGUCCAAGCACCAGGAGCAAGGGAAAAGCGAGUCCAAGAAGAAGCAGGAUACAAUUUCCUUGCAUUCUUUCAGGCGCACAAAGAAAAUGAGCGCUAAGAUGACACGCUACAAACAGACAGAAUUUACAGAAGAUGAUUCAAGUUCAAUUGGCGGAAUUCAACUGAACGAAGGCACAGGCCACACUGGCAUGCAAAUACGCUAUCAUACAGCGCGGGCUACUUGGAACUGGCGCUCAAGGAGUAAGACCGAAAAAUGGCUGCUAAUCACGACGUUUGCGAUGACGAUGACAAUCUUCACGCUGCUGAUCGUGCUGUUUGCGGACAGCAACAGCGACAAAACGAAGCACAUUCUACACGUGCAGCCGCACAAGAAAGAUUGCCCAUCAGGGAGCGAGGUGCCGUGCCUGAACAAGCACUGCAUAUUUGCGUCGAGCGAGAUCCUGAAGUCAAUCGAUGUAACAGUAGAUCCAUGCGACGACUUUUACGGAUAUGCAUGCAACCAAUGGAUCAAGAACAACCCCAUUCCAGAGGGUAAGUCGACAUGGGGCACAUUCGGUAAGCUGGAGCAAAUGAAUCAGUUGAUCAUCCGCAAUGUGCUCGAGAAACCCGCCGCGACCUUCAAAUCGGAGGCCGAGAAGAAGGCCAAAGUGUACUAUGAGUCCUGCCUGGAUGCCGAUGAGCACAUGGAGAAGCUGGGCUCCAAGCCCAUGAACGAUCUCCUCCUUAAGAUCGGUGGCUGGAACGUAACCCAGAGUGGCUACAAUGUGUCCAACUGGACCAUGGGAAACACCCUCAAAAUACUGCAUAACAAAUACAACUUCAAUUGCUUGUUUGGCUGGGCGAUCGGGGAGGAUGACAAGAACUCCUCGCGUCACGUCAUCCAGAUCGAUCAGGGCGGCCUGACCCUGCCCACAGCCGAUUACUACAACAACAAGACGGACAACCAUCGGAAGGUUCUGAAUGAGUAUAUCGAGUACAUGACCAAGGUGUGCGUUCUUCUGGGGGCCAACGAGACCGAUGCUCGCGCCCAGAUGCUGGGCAUCAUUAACUUUGAGAAGAAGCUGGCGAAUAUCACCAUACCGCUGGAGGAUCGCCGCAACGAGGAGGCUAUGUACCAUCCGAUGAAGCUACGGAAGCUGGCCAAGCUGGCCCCCUUCCUCAACUGGACGGAUCAUUUUGACAAUGCCCUGCAGAUGGUCAAUCGACGGGUCACCGACGACGAGGUCGUCGUUGUCUAUGCCCCCGAGUUCCUCAAGAAUCUCUCCGAUAUUAUCAUGAAAAUGCAGCAGACCGAUGAGGGAAAGAUCACCUUGAACAACUAUCUCAUCUGGCAGGCGGUCCGCACCCUGACCAGCUGCCUCUCGAAGCCGUUUAGGGAUGCCUACAAGGGGGUGCGCAAGGCACUGAUGGGAUCCGACGGUGGGGAGGAGAUCUGGCGCUACUGCGUCUCCGACACCAACAACGUGGUCGGCUUUGCUGUGGGUGCGAUCUUCGUGCGUCAGGCCUUUCAUGGGGAGUCGAAGCCGGCUGCCGAGCAGAUGAUUGUCGAGAUACGGGAGGCCUUCAAGCACAAUAUGCAGAACCUCACAUGGGUGGAUAAGCAGACCCGCGAGCGGGCCAUCGAGAAGGCCGAUCAGAUCUCCGACAUGAUCGGCUUCCCCGACUACAUCCUCGAUCCGGCCGAUCUGGACAGAAAGUACGCCGACUUGAACAUAACUGCGAAUGCAUACUUCGAUAACAACCUCCAGGUGGCCAUCUACAACCUGAGGAGCAACCUGAAGCGCCUCGACCAGCCCGUGAACAAGACCAACUGGGGCAUGACCCCGCAGACGGUGAACGCCUACUAUACGCCCACCAAGAACCAGAUCGUAUUCCCCGCCGGUAUCCUCCAGACGCCCUUCUUCGACAUCAACAACCCCAAGAGCCUGAACUUUGGGGCCAUGGGCGUGGUCAUGGGCCACGAGCUGACACACGCCUUCGACGACCAGGGCCGAGAGUAUGAUAAGUUUGGUAACAUCAAUCGCUGGUGGGACGCCAAGAGCAUUGAGCGCUUCACCGAGAAGUCCGAGUGCAUUGCCCGCCAGUACAGUGGCUACAAGAUAAACGGACGCAACCUGAAUGGCAAACAGACGCUUGGCGAAAACAUUGCCGAUAACGGUGGCCUCAAGGCAGCCUACCACGCCUACCAGCGGACUAAGAGCGAAAAGGAGGCGGACAUCCUUAAACUACCCGGUCUAAAUCUGACGCAUUCGCAACUCUUCUUCGUGUCCUUUGCCCAGGUCUGGUGCUCGAGCACUACAGAGGAGACGAAUCUGUUGCAGGUGGAGAAGGAUCCGCACUCGCCGUCACAGUUCCGGGUGAUCGGGACCCUAUCGAACAUGAAGGAGUUCGCCGAGGUCUUCCAGUGCAAGCCCGGCAAGCGCAUGAAUCCGACCAGCAAGUGCGAAGUGUGGUAAGAGUGCACUGGGCACUCCCAUAGAGGGAUGGAGGGAGAGAGAGAGCGAUCUCAGAGCAAGCGAUGGCUACUCGUAAAGCCAUGCUAUAUGAUAACUAUGGAUAUAUGAUAUAUGAUAUAUGGAUAACUAAACGCAGACUAAGAGAAGCGUCUUUGCUGUGCUAUUUCCGUUUCCUGUAUUUUAAUUUUAUAGUUGUAUACCAUGCUUAACAUUUGUCUUAACAUUUUGUCGAAAGACCGUCAGUCAUUGUGCCUAUGAUAGAAAUGAUUGAAACUGACGAUAAAUUCAUAUUUUUACUUUGGCGAUUCCGCACCGGGGGAGCUGCUACGACUGGCAGUGCUCUCGAGCAGCGAACCUCCAUCAAAUGGGACAUCCUAAAAACUACAUACAUAAUUUGGCUGAGUGUGUGCUCUUUGGGGUAAAACCAAACCAAUGUAAAGGCAAAUACCCCACACACACACAAAAAAGGUCAAAGUCAGAGCCAGAGUCUGGCUGAUAUAUACAUAUAUAUAUAUAUAUAUAUAGAUAACGAUAAAUGAUAUAUGAUAAACGAUAAACUUAGCUAUUUGUAGAACUAUGAAUGUAUAUUGUAUGUAUUAUAGAGAUACCAAAAUAUCGAAUGACACGAAUCGGGACGACUCAAGUCUAGAAAGUGGAUUAAUAACACGAUAUAUUCAGCUAGAGAAAUCUAUUGGCUUGACUUGAGUCCUCGAAAUGUGAAAGCGAGAUAGCUAGUGAUGUGUGUGUGUGAAAGCGACAGAGAUAGCGAUAGCGAUAGCGAAAGAGAGAGAGAGUCUUAAGCUUUUGAGUUGCCAAAUAUGAAACAGAAAUCGGAACGAAUUUGAAUAUAAUUUAUUUCCUACGAGUAUAAACUAAACAAAAUUAAAAGGCCAAUCGGUUAUUUAAAACCUGUUUCAAUUGGUAUAUUUCGUUGAAUCCUAAAUAUCGAAUUGAAACAAUAAUUUAUUAUUAUUUUCUCGCUGUGCCAGACAGAAAGAGAUUUCUCUCUCUUGCGGGCGUGAUUGAGACAUGGAAGAGAGAAGAGAGAAUAGGUAAAAGAACAAAACACCAAAUAUACUCUAGAGAAGAACAAAAACACCAAAUAUACUAUGGAUGAACAAGAAGAUUUGAUGGCGUAUACUACCUACAGAGAAGAAUAAACACCAAAUAUACUAUGGAUAACCAGAUAUCGAAAUUAUAUAGCAAUUCACCUAACAAAGUCAUCUGAAAGCGUUUUCUUUUGUACAAACGAAAACAUAUCGUUAGCCGUACAAAAAAGAAUAAGCACCAAACCAAACCAAAGCAAACCAAAUAGUGAAACAACCCAAGUGGAUCUUAAUCGAACACCAAAUUGGGCUCAAUUGGGCCAAAUAGCUUAGCCAUAAGUAAUCCGAAUCAAUCAAACAAUAAACGCACAAAUCGCCAUACUUAGCAUACGGGUAUGGGUCAGAGUAUAUGGCCAAAGAAAUAUGGUUCCUGGAGGCCUGGACUCAACUCUCAAGGGCGAGCAGAGUGCCCCUUUGGUUUUGGUACAUUUACGGGUACAUAUACGAGUAUCGUACA